This is a messenger RNA of Pygocentrus nattereri (red-bellied piranha), 2882 nucleotides long. Its product is annotated as forkhead box protein F1-A-like. Gene Ontology annotation, molecular function: RNA polymerase II cis-regulatory region sequence-specific DNA binding; DNA-binding transcription factor activity, RNA polymerase II-specific. Gene Ontology annotation, biological process: anatomical structure morphogenesis; cell differentiation; regulation of transcription by RNA polymerase II. The record is from RefSeq and is a predicted model, not a curated record. The transcript has 3 exons. Bases 207 to 1091 code for a protein of 294 amino acids. NCBI's taxonomy places the organism in Eukaryota, Metazoa, Chordata, Actinopteri, Characiformes, Serrasalmidae.
GGAGGCUGUUAGUUCAGAGUGCAUUACUGGAAUAUCUUCCUUGUCUUGUGUUUGAAUAUGUCUACUGGUAAUUUGUUUGCUAUCUGCAUUCACAGAGUCUGGGGUGCUACUAUUGUUCUCAGCAUCAGCAGGUGAAGGUUCAGUAACAGCAGCCGUCCCACAGUUCAGGAUUAUUUCUAAAGGGGACAAAAAAAUUGAUCUCCUGAAUGCUGAGAACUUUAUGCCACAUUAGAUGGACGAAGAACCAUAAAGAGACACAUCACAGUGGAGGACUGGAUGAAAUGACAGAUUCAGUUGAGGAAUGGACUGGUAAGAAUAUAGAUGGGACAGAAAUGGAGGUCAAUAGAAGUAGAGAUGACGUGGAGAUGGAGCAGAGGAAUAGACUCAGAAAGGACAAAGCUUCCAAGGAUCUACACCAUGAUAAAGAACAAACUGUUUCUCCAGAAGAACUUUCUUUAGAAAGCACCAGCACUCGGCACCAAACCCAAAGAAGCAACAGUGCAUUUGAGGAAAACCAGUUACAAGUCUCCUCCAAGCCUUCCUUGUCCUUUGUUGCUUUGAUUGCCAAAGCCAUCCUUUCUUCAGCCUCCAAAAAGCUCAAUUUAUCCUCCAUCUACAGGUACAUUGAAGAGCACUUCCUGUACUUCAAGACCACACACAAAGGCUGGAGAAACAGCAUUCGCCACAACCUGUCUCUCAACGACUGCUUUGUGAAGCUGGGACGCUGUGAAGAUGGGAAAGGUCACUACUGGGGUAUCCAUCCAGCCCACUUGGCUGACUUUCACCGUGGAGAUUUCAGACAGCAUCGCAAGGCCAACAGGAGGAGGCAGCUGAGAGUUGACAGUAUGACUGAAGCCUGUAGCUGGAUGGCACAAUGCUCCUUCCUAGAGUACUGGAGCAGUGGUGCAGCUGCUGGUGGGUGGGUACAGAUGGGCUAUCCAUGGGAGAUUGCACAUCCGUGGAGCAAUGCAGUGUUUGCUGAAUGGAUGUAUUAUCCAAACAAAGUGUAUUUUAAUGGUCUCCAAAGCUUUGGAAUUCCUGAAGUGCCACUGUGUAGAGUAAAUGGGAUAUAUACUCUAGGUGCAGUCUAGUCGCCCUAGUCAUUCCCUGCAAAUUGGACUGCACAGGGUGCUCAGAUAUAUUCAGGGUGAUUCCGAACCACAGGGAGUUCCACUGUUAGGGAACCUCAAACUGCACAGACAGCAGUGAACAAUUGUUUAUCGCUUCACAGGAGGCUGCUGGGUCUCUUGAAGACGUGUGUUUGAUUAUGUUCCAAAUGAAGGUAUUUAUCAACUCCAGUUACCUUAACUGAUAUCCAGUGCUCAAGUGUGUAGGGACUAUAGCAGUACUGCUUAGGCACCCUGGAAUGGAACACAGCAAAGAGCAUGUUUAUUUGCACAACAAUGUAUGACAUACAGUAACAUUUAAAAGCUGACACAUUCAUACGUGUUUUUAUCUUAUUCAAUAAUAAAUAUACAGGGUAGAAUGAAAUACUAUAUAGUUAUACACUAUACAGUUAUAUGCAAAAGUUUGUAAUUUGACUAAGAGGGUUGAAGCUUUUGCAGAUCACUGUAUGCUAGACCGACGAUAUUUUUAAUAUAUUUUAUUCAACAUUUCAUCUUUUUUGGAACAAAAAGAAGACAUAAAAUGAUAAGUAUUUAUUUUAAUGAUUGGUUUACACCAAUGUUUUUGUCACCUUGUCAUUCUCAAUCAUUCUGGAAUCAUCUACAGCUCUGUUCAUCGUUUUUGGACACAUAUAACAUUUCUUUUCAUUUCAUUUAUAUAGCUGCUAACCAGCACAUAUCUGUGAAGCAGUAGCUUAGUGGCACCAUAAUAGAAUUAUUUUAUACAUGUAUCUGUAUGACUUUUUAAAAUUGAAAAUAGUGAUUUUGAAAGCUGAUGCACAUCAACAACACUAAAAGUUUUACCAUAGUAAAAAUUCAACCCUUGUUGGUACAUAUCGGCCAGCUUUAUCCUUUUUCAGCAACUGAAUCUCUUUUUGGGCAAGAAUUUUGUGACUUUUGCAUUCACAUCUUUUAGAGGUAGAACAUGAAUUUCAUCACUGUGAAAUGUACUGCACUUAUUUCCAUGAAACAAUUAAACAAUGCAAAUAAGGUGGUAUUUUUACUUGAUUAAGCAUUUAUUUAUAAUGAACUAAACAUAUAUGUUUAGUUAAUGUCGCUGUGACCUGACAGCAAGAAGGGCCUGGGUUCAAUUCCCCAGCCAGACAACCAGUGUUCUUUCUAAGUUCUCCCAAUGUCUGAAUGGCUUUCCUCCAGGUGCUCCAGUUUCCUCCCACAGUCCAAAGACAUGCAGUCAGGUGAACUGUGGAUGCUUAACUGCCCCUACGUGUGAAUGUGAAUAUGUAUGUCUAUAUGUCUGCCCUGUGAUGGACUAACAGCCUGUCCAGGGUGUUUCCUGCCUUACUCUCAAUGAUCACUGGGAUAGGCUCUAGCACCCCCCACGACCCAGAAGGACAAGCAGCUUAGAAAAUGUAUGUGUGUGUUAGUUAGCUGUGUUGCCAAGAAUAUAGCCUGUGUAUUUAAGGUGGUACUUUUAUACACUGUUAAAUACGAACAGCUGUUGAAAAAUUGAAAAGCAGGCCUGUUUGAUCUGUUUACUGUCCUUGGGCAAAGACUGAAGAUAUUUUUAAUAUAUUUUAAUCAACAGUUCAUCUUUUUUGGGAACACAAAGAAGACAUUAAAUGAUAAGUAUUAUAUUGUAAUGAUUGGUUUACACCAAUAUUUUUGACACCUUGUCAUUCUCAGUCAAUCUACAGCUCUGUUCAUCAUUUUGGACACAUACAUUUCUUCAUUUAGACAGAGGUGGACGAAGUACACAAAUCAUGUACUUGAGUUAAAGUAGAGAUAUCCAAGGUAAAA